CCAAGCUGUCACUGAGGGGACGUCCGUGCGGAAAAAGCAGACAGGAGUCACCUGGGAAGUAGUGGGUGUGGUGAGGGCUGUGCCGACUGCAGCGGAAGAGUCCAGACCUCGUGCUGCCCUCCCAAAGUGUCCGACACUACACCCCAAGGGAUGGCAGCCCCACAGAAGGGAGACAGGGUGAGGCCGCUGCGAGUGCUGGAGGAGGAGAUGGUGGGGGAGGAGCCUGCCCCCGUUGCCUCCGGAGUGGGAGGAGGUGGGCUGAGAGACCAGGGCGGGCGGCGCCCCCGGCACCAGUGCGGCGUCUGCGGCAAGGGCUUCCAGCACCCGUCGUCGGUGAGGACCCACCAGCGGGUGCACACGGGCGAGCGGCCGUUCCUCUGCGCCUCCUGCGGCAAAGCCUUCAAGCACCUGUCCGAGGUGACCGUCCACGAGCGGGUGCACACGGGCGAGCGGCCCUACAAGUGCGCCGUCUGCGGCAAAGCCUUCGUCAACUCCUCCAACCUGCUGACCCACCGGCGGGUGCACACCGGCGAGCGGCCCUACAAGUGCGCCGUCUGCGGCAAACGCUUCACACAGUCUGGGGAGCUCAAGAAACACGGCCGGGUCCACACCGGCGAGAGGCCGUACAAGUGCGCCGUCUGCGGCAAACGCUUCACCCGCUCUCCCCACGUCAAGCGGCACCAGAGGGUCCAUGCCCGGCAUCUGGGCGCCGUGACUCUCUGACGGACUCUCCUCUCUCUGCCAGCUUGAUCUCAGGAAAGGGGUGGUGUGCCGUCUCUCUCUCUCUGUCUGUCUGUGUGUGUGUCUCUCUCUGUCUGUCUGUCUGUCUCUCUCUCUCUCUGUCUGUCUGUGUGUGUGUCUGUCUGUCUGUGUGUCUCUCUCUCUCUGUGUUUCUUUCUCUGUCUGUGUCUCUCUCUGUCUGUCUGUGUGUGUCUCUGUCUCUCUCUGUCUGUCUGUUUCUCUCUCUCUGUCUGUCUGUGUGUGUCUCUCUCUGUCUGUCUGUGUCUCUCUCUCUGUCUGUGUGUCUCUCUCUCUGUCUGUGUGUCUCUCUCUCUGUCUCUCUCUCUGUGUGUCUCUGUCUGUCUGUGUCUCUCUCUCUCUGUCUGUCUGUGUCUCUCUCUCUCUGUCUGUCUGUGUGUGUCUCUCUGUCUGUCUGUGUGUGUCUCUCUCUCUCUGUCUGUGUCUCUCUCUCUCUGUCUGUGUGUGUCUCUGUCUCUCUCUGUCUGUCUGUGUGUGUCUCUGUCUGUCUCUGUCUCUCUCUCUGUCUGUCUGUGUCGGUCUGUGUGUGUCUCUGUCUCUCUCUCUGUCUGUCUGUGUGUGUCUCUCUCUCUCUCUCUCUGUCUGUCUGUGUCUCUCUCUGUCUGUCUCUCUCUCUCUCUGCCUGUCUGUCUGUCUGUCUGUGUGUGUCUCUCUCUGUCUGUGUCUCUCUCUGUCUGUCUGUCUGUCUGUCUCUCUGUCUGUCUGUCUGUGUCUCUUCUCUCUCACACACCCACACGUAUGUCACACCGACACUCACGCUCUGUCUCUCUCUAACACAGACACUGACACAUGCACACAUUCUUUCCACAGAAACACACACUGACCUGUGGGCUGCAGUGGUUCAAGAGGACAGCUCACCACCACCUUCUGAAGAGCAACUGGGGAUGGACAAUGAAUGCUGGCCAAGUCAGUGACGCCUAUAUCCCACGACUGAAACGGUUUUGCCAUACGUACGUGUGCACAGUGACCUGCACGCAGAAUCUGUGCGCACACACACACAAACUUGCGCACUCAGCAAUGCAUAUGCAUGCUGGCAAAGCAUUCGGAAUGCUAACUGUUCAGUCUGUCUGACGCUGGUCAGAGGCAACAGCUAUUAGACAGAUGGUGAGUGAGUAUAUGUGCUGUCUUCGAAUUCUUUUUUGCCUGUUUGCAUGAAGAGCUGGUGAAUUCUCUUCAUCGCUGAAGUGCUCCAUCCCAGACAACAUCCUGGUGAAUCUCCUCUGUACCCCCUUCCAGUGUAAUGACAUCCUUACUGUUGUGCAGUGACCAGAAACGGGGUGGCACGGUGGCUCAGUGGUUAGCACUGCAGCCUCACAGUGCCAGGGACACAGGUUCAGUUCCCGCCUCGGGCAACUGUCUGUGUGGAGUUUGCAUAUUCUCCCUGUGUCUGCGUGGGUUUCCUCCGGGUGCUCCGGUUUCCUCCCACAGUCCAAAGAUGUGCACGCUCGGUGGAUCGGCCAUGCUAAAUUGCCCGUAGUGUUCAGGGGUGUGUGUGGGUUAUAGGGGGAUGGAUCUGGGUGGGAUGCUUCAAGGGGCGGUGUGGACUUGUUGGGCCGAAGGGCCUGUUUCCACACUGUAGGGAAUCUAGUAUCUAAGUUGCCUCUUGCGAGUCUGGAGACUUUUUGCACCCUCCUCUCCCCCCCCCCCCCCAGCCACUAUCACUAAAAACCUUCUUAUUCAUGCUCAGGCUGCACGCCUGCCCCGGCAACCAAUUGGAGUUGUUUCCAAGCUGAACAUUCCUGAUCCCCACAAUGGGACUGAAUCAAAGACCCAACCAACAGGCAGACCUGCCCCGAACUCUCACCCACAGGAUUUUUCCUCCGUGCAUCCUUUCCCCACAUCAAUGGGGUAACAGUGUAAACGUGACACCAGUUGUGUUAGAAAAACACUACGUGUCCUUGCACAGCUUCCUUCAUUUCACACAAUUCUUUACUCACUGUAGUCACAAAAAUAAAGACCAAUGAGCUUCAUGACGUA
Messenger RNA from Stegostoma tigrinum, 2736 nucleotides. RefSeq names its product zinc finger protein 664-like. The record is from RefSeq and is a predicted model, not a curated record. The coding region runs from base 151 to 723 and encodes 190 amino acids. Gene Ontology annotation, biological process: regulation of DNA-templated transcription. Gene Ontology annotation, molecular function: DNA-binding transcription factor activity, RNA polymerase II-specific; RNA polymerase II cis-regulatory region sequence-specific DNA binding. NCBI's taxonomy places the organism in Eukaryota, Metazoa, Chordata, Chondrichthyes, Orectolobiformes, Stegostomatidae. The transcript is spliced from 2 exons.